CUGACCAGACGUAGGACCAGUUCAUAUAUAUGCAGUAGCAGAAAAUCCUUUGGAUUACCUUUUUGGAAGGUCAAACAUGGGGGAGGCAGUCCUGUGUCUGCUAAUUGCUGUGCUGGCACUCUCCAGUUGUGGGGGCCAUAAAGAUGGCGGAAAUGACCAUGGACACGGGCGCAGAGAGGGGCAUGACGAACAUGGGCACGGGCAUGGACAUGGGCAUGGGCAAAGCAACAGUACUAUGGAACUAGCUCGCCCAAACAGCAUGUUUGCCUUCAGUCUGUAUAAGCAGAUUGUGUCUCAGCCUGAGUAUCAGGACAGCAAUGUCUUUUUCUCUCCAGUAAGUUUGUCGGUUGCACUAGCGGCAUUGACCCUUGGGGCCCGAGGCGAGACCUACGACGCACUUUUCAAUGGGCUGGCACUCAACAAUUCUGACAUUACCGAAGAGGGGGUGCAUGAAGGUUUUCGUGAUAUCCUGCAAAACCUCAAUGAGCAAAAGGGAAUUGACUUGAAUGCUGGAAGCGCACUGUUCGUCAGUGACGCCUUCAAGCCAAAAGCCUCAUUUUUGGAAGAUCUGAAGACCUUCUAUCUCUCUGAGGGCUUCACAACAGAUUUCACCAAGAAUACAGAGGCUGCUAAAAUGAUCAAUGACUAUGUAAAGACUAAGACAAAUGGAAAAAUUAGCAACUUGGUGGACCAACUUGACCCAGCAACUGUGAUGUACCUUGUUAGCUAUAUAUAUUUUAAAGGUAAAUGGGAGAUUCCUUUCGAUCCUGAAAAGACCAAAGAUGGAUUAUUUAAGGUGAAUGACACAAAAAGAGUACCAGUGAAGAUGAUGACUAAGAUGGAUCGGUAUGAUCUGUACCGUGACUAUGAGCUAUCCACCACUGUUCUUCGGCUCCCUUACACCAAAUCAGUUUCUAUGAUGCUUCUGCUUCCUGACAAAGGUCUGACUGGUCUAGAGGAUGUUGUAUGCCCAGAUCAUGUGGCCAAAUGGCAUAGAUGGAUGAAGGAAAGGUACGUCGUGGUGUCUAUCCCAAAGUUGUCCAUUGAAACAUCAUAUUCCCUCAGAAACCUCCUGAGUGGAAUGGGCAUGGCAGACAUUUUCAGCUAUAGUGCCAACUUUAGUGGCAUUGCUGAUGACCCUGUUCUUGUGUCUGAGGUCAUACAGAAAGCCACUCUUGAUGUAGAUGAGACUGGGUCUACAGCAACAGCAGCUACAGGAGUGGGUUUUAUGCCUAUGUCUGCAACUUAUAAAAUCACAUUUGAUCGUCCAUUUAUGGUUUUGAUCUCAAACCGUGACACAAGAAGCAUCUUGUUUUUGGGAAAAGUAGUUAACCCAGCAAAAAAAUAAGAUUGUAAAUGUGUACAAAAUUACACCAUUUUUUGCAUGUUAAGAAAUACAUCAGUGUUUCAGACAUUAUAGAAUAAACAGGACUACUCUAGCGCAGGGUAGGUGAGUAAAUUGGCUGCAGUGGCUAAUCUAUGGAUCAUAUGCAGGGAGAGCCUAUCUUGAGAAUGGUCAGGUGAACUUUAAAUGUUGUUGAAGCAUUUUGUUUCUGAAUCUGCAACGAAUUGUGUCAUUUUUGAAGAUCCUUUGCACUCUCAUUUUGAAUGUAAGACUCCUGUGGCUUCUGACCAAUGUAAUGCUUUUCUUGCACUACAUGUGUGUCUAUGUUAUUCCUAAUUCUUUGGACCCCCAAAGAACAGGGUCCAAAGCAUAUUUGUGAUUUAACCAGAAAUCCUCAUGCAAUACAUCAUGUCCUCUUUUGUGAAAACACUAUAAUCUGAAUAAAGGAUUGUAAUGAA
Molecule: messenger RNA, 1803 nt
Organism: Sardina pilchardus (European sardine)
Lineage: Eukaryota; Metazoa; Chordata; Actinopteri; Clupeiformes; Clupeidae
Product: serine protease inhibitor A3N-like
Exons: 5
Coding region: 77-1348 (423 amino acids)
Biological process (GO): negative regulation of endopeptidase activity
Molecular function (GO): serine-type endopeptidase inhibitor activity
Source: RefSeq, a predicted model, not a curated record